Molecule: messenger RNA, 1287 nt
Organism: Oncorhynchus mykiss (rainbow trout)
Lineage: Eukaryota; Metazoa; Chordata; Actinopteri; Salmoniformes; Salmonidae
Source: RefSeq, a predicted model, not a curated record
AUGACUAUAGGCGCGGGGUGGAUGUCAACGGUGACCCAACUCAACGCCCUUGGUGGUCCAGAGUCAGAGAGUCGGAAAAUUGUUCAGAGCUUUGCAGAGGUACUUGGUGACAAGUACCACUACGAGAAUGCCAUCGACAGCUCUCUGCUCUGGACUGUUGGGUACACCCCCUACAUUCCCCCAGCUCUGAAAGGAAGAAGCUUCCCUUCUGUCGAGAGCUUCUUCCUGGAUGAGUGGGAGCCACUGACACUCCUGCAGACUUCUCAGGUUCUGUCCACCAGUGUUUCCAUCGAGGAAGACAACCGGAUCCAUGUUUCCAUCGAGGAAGACAACCUGAUCCAGUCUGCUGCAGGCCUAGUGUCUCAGGUUCUGUCCACCAGUGUUACCAUCGUGGAGAAUGACCUGAUCCAGUCUGCUGCAGGCCUAGUGUCUCAGGUUCUGUCCAGCAGUGACGCUAGAGUGAAGGAUCGUGAUGAUUCCACACUGAGAGACUCCAACCAACCUGAGGUCCAUGUGGCUGAUGUCUCAACCAAGAGAAGUAGACUAGUCAUCACUAUUUCUAUGUUUUCAACCGAGAGUUGCAAUGCUUCGGUCCAUGAGGUUGAUGCUAUUGCUACCAGCCUGGAGCACUCUGCUGAGAAAAUGUCUACCUCUACCGCUGAUGGCCACAUUGUUUCAUCCACUGCUGUAGCCAAUCAGAAGGAAACAAGGGGCGGAUUCGUCUCAUCUCUACGGAGACUGUUCACAAGAAAGAACAGGAUGCCUGCUAAAGUGGCUUCCAAGAAGGAGCACAUUCACUUGGUUGACCGCCUCAAUGCUGAAGUCACCCACUGAGGGCACUCACUCACUGCUGAAGGCAUCCAGAAUGAUGCUUCUGUUUCUCCUCAACGCCACCUACACCCCUGCCCCUCUCCCCCACACCAAACCCUACCAGGGUUGGGGUGAAUUCCAGAUAUAUUCAGUCAAUUCAGCAAGUCAACUAAAAUUCCAAUUCCAAUUGUUUCUCAUAGGAGGCAAUGAGGUAAAUUUGAAUUGCUAUUGGAAUUUCAGUUUACUUACUGAAUUGACUGAAUUGAAAAUGAAUUGACCCCAACCCUGAUCCCUAAGCCCCCACCCCAUCCAUUUCUAUCUUCAGUAAACUUUGUAGAAUUUUAUUUGAAUGUGUUUUGGAUCUUCAUUAAAACCCACAAUACAUCUCUAAUGAGGGUCACUCAUGUUACACAUCUAGAUUUAUCAUCAAAUAUCGUAGAAUUCAACAACAAAUGCAGUGGUUUAGCAGUUCAACUU